Messenger RNA from Doryrhamphus excisus (bluestripe pipefish), 10027 nucleotides. The record is from RefSeq and is a predicted model, not a curated record. Lineage: Eukaryota; Metazoa; Chordata; Actinopteri; Syngnathiformes; Syngnathidae.
UCAUUGUGAAAGUAUUACUUGAAUCAUUUGUGAACCAGCCAUAAUAGACAUAUUUUAACGCGGCAUAAAAUGACGAAAGUGCGAGGGUAAAUGUGCAAGUAGAUAAACAGUACAUACGCUAGUCUUGCUGGACAGAGAAGACACGGAGGAGGAAACGUUUUAACACGUUUAUAAAACAGUCAAUAAAAUGUGCCGUAAUUAGGCUUUAAUUCCAUACAAACGAUUUAUACUUUGCUGAAAAUGCUAUAUUCCGGUAUUCCUUCGAAAGUAAUAGAAAGCAUGACUCAGCAAGAAUCGAUGCUACAAACAAGGUAGCAUCAUGGAGGCUGCUUCAGAGGAAGAAGCAUCUUGCCAAAACCUGCCUCCAUCUGACACUGAUCACACCACCGCAGGGAUGGUGUUCACUGAAGGGCGCAACGGCAUGAAUGAGCAGGAGGACAACGAAGAGGAAGAAGCAGCGCUUUUAACAGAAGACACAAGAGCUGACUUAAAACUCUUCAACAGAGAGAAACCGUUGUUUUCCAGCGGUGCCGAACAUACCGGAUCAUGCUUUCCCUUAAAACUAUGUGAUCUUGGUGGCGACAGUGUCCCCUACACCAUCAACAGAUACCUGAGGGAUUACCAAAGAGAAGGAAUAAGGUUCAUUUACAGUAAUUAUAUCCGUUCAAGAGGCUGUAUCCUUGGAGAUGACAUGGGUCUUGGAAAGACCGUACAGGUCAUUGGUUUCCUUGGAGCAGUGUUGCACAAGAAGGGAACUUGGGAGGACAUUGAGAACAACAAGCCCCACUUUCUGCAGAGUCAAACUCCAUCCAAGCAGAUGAAGCCAAGUAAAGUUUUCCUGAUUGUGGCCCCGCUGUCAGUGCUGUAUAACUGGAAAGAUGAACUGGACACCUGGGGCCACUUCCAGUAUGUGGUGGUCCACGGGCUGAGGAAACAGGAGGAGCUGGCUCGCAUUAAGAAGGGCCGCGUCGAGAUCGCUCUCACCACCUACGAGACACUUCGCUUAUGUUUGGAUCAAAUUAAUGACAUUGACUGGGCUGCUGUGUUUGUAGACGAAGCUCACAAGAUAAAGAAUCCAAAUUCUCAAAUCACUCAAGCCAUGAAGGGUCUGAAAUGCCAGGUCAGAAUUGGCCUCACUGGCACCAUCCUUCAGAACAACCUUGAGGAGCUGUGGUGUGUCAUGGACUGGGCGGUCCCUGGUUGUCUUGGCAGCUUAGGGCAUUUUAAGAACAAGAUGUCCGAUCCAAUUGAGCAAGGCCAAAGACACCGUGCAACCAAACGUGCCUUAGCGACAGCCAGGAAGACCAUCAGCGAGCUGGUCAGGAAGAUUGCCCACUGCUUCCUCAGAAGGACCAAAGCCCUGAUCAAGGACCAACUGCCCAAGAAGGACGACAGGGUGGUGUACUGCUCCUUGACAGACUUUCAGCGGACGGUGUAUCAAACUGUGCUGGACACUGAAGAUGUGCAAUUACUGCUGAGGUCUUCGGAGAAAUGUGACUGUCAAAGUGGAUACACUCGAAGGAGAUGCUGCUAUAAGACUAAUUUGGAGGGCGUGCCAACAAAGGGGCUGUACUUUUCCUACCUGACCAUAUUGAGGAAGGUCGCCAAUCAUGUUGCACUACUCCAAUCCACUGCAGGAACCAGCAAGAAGCAGGAAAAGUACGUGAGCGCCAUUUGUCAAAAGGUGUUCCAGAAGUUCCCAGACUUUGUGCGGCGGUGCAAGGAUGAAGCAUUUGCGGCCCUGUCCGACCCGGCGUACAGCGGCAAAAUGAAGGUUUUGCAGAAGCUGCUCAAAUAUUAUCUGCAAAAGCAAGACAAGGUGCUUCUUUUUUCACUCUCGACUAAGCUUCUGGAUGUUCUGGAGAGCUACUGCAUGGCCGAGGGGCUGGACUACAGUAGGUUGGACGGGACCACCAAAUCCAAGGAGCGAGUCCAGAUUGUCAAAGAGUUCAACAGUUCCCCUCACAUCAACAUCUGCCUGGUGUCUACAAUGGCGGGUGGUCUUGGACUUAACUUUGUCGGGGCCAAUGUUGUCAUAUUAUUUGACCCAACAUGGAACCCAGCUAAUGAUCUCCAGGCUGUUGACAGGGCUUAUCGCAUUGGCCAGUGCAGAGAUGUGACCGUCCUCAGACUCAUCUCACUGGGGACUGUGGAGGAAAUUACCUACCUCAGACAAAUCUACAAACAGCAAUUGCAGAGUUCUGUCGUCGGUAUCGAGAGUGCAAGGCGCUACUUUGAAGCUGUGCAAGGCCACGACAGCCAUAAGGGGGAGCUGUUUGGGAUCAAUAACCUCUUCAGGCUGCAGACCCAAGGGACAUGUCUCACUCGCAAGAUACUUGAGAGGGAAGAACAAGUGGAGGCGGGCAUCAUGUCGACCAGCACACACACAAGCGUGGAGGUGGAGGACAUGCCAAGAGUUAGCGACUCUGGAGAUGUAUCUAAGGAGAGCAUGGAUGCGUCCAGGAUUCCCAGAGGGGUGCUAGACUUUAGUAGCGGGAGUGAUGAGGAAGAGGCGGAGUGGGGAGGUCCUAGCAGAAAGGAUGACACACGGAGCAGGGAUCCCUCUGCUGGCCCUGGUCCAACCAGUCGUCUCCAGCACAGUUUGUCCAAACUUCUGCAAAGGCUCAAAGCAGUGCCGGAGUCAGCUGAAGGGGACAGUAGUUCAGGUGGUGAAGAGAACGACAGUUCAAACUCCAGCAUUGAUCGGAGCUCCAAUAUAGGGAAUGAAGGAUGUCUCCCUACACUAAAAUCAUGUAAGACAAAUUUAAAAGAAUGCGAUAGACACUCCCCAUUAGCCGAAAAGAAAUAUAAAAUGCCUGCCAUUGCCAAAUCACACCACUUUGGCCAGUAUUCCGAUGAGUCCGAUGAUUUGGACAUAGAGACGGUCACGAGGUCCGAGAGGGAUGCUCUGGACAGAGGAGGAGACAACAGGAAGAGACAUGUCAGCAUGAGGGACAGGAUCAGAGGGACAAGGUUCAGUGAGGACAUUGAGACCUUCACUUCUUCAGAGGACGAGCACACCGGAGGACGUGACAAAACAACUACACCUCCAGACAAAGCCCAAGCAAGGCCCUCAGUGCGUGGGCAAAUUGGAAGAAGCACCGGGAGACAAGUGGCCAUGUCUAAUGGUGUCCAAUUCACUCAUCUGAAAAGUCGAACAUCUGCAGCAUUUAAAGGAACAAUUGACACGGUUUUGGGUGGGGUGCAGGAGGUGGUGUACACCCACUCAAACCAGCGUGUGGUGGGUGGGAGCAAAGCUGAGGAGCUGAUCACCAGAGCUGCCUUGAGAGACGUCUUUGAACGCAAGAUGUACUCCCAACUCCCUGCAAAUGAAUUUCUCACCCUAUGUGAGGAAACAUUGCCGGCUAGCCCGGCAGACUGCCAGCCCCGCAUUGUUCCACCUCAGCAGCUUCCUGAGCCACACCGUGUUACCUUCACCAAGAAGAACAUACAACACACCAGUCAUACCACUUUCAUCCUCGGGGAGACCCCUUUGGCUGUGCGCAGGCAGCAGCUGCAGGAGAUGGCGUCCAAGUUAAAUUUUCUUUCAGCCCACCAGUUUGCUGCAGAGAUUCUCACCAGCGACUCAACGCAGAGACUAGCAUGGCUCCGAAGCUACUACACCGACAUGAACCACCCUGAAGUCGACACUUUCAUCACCAGCGACUUCCUGCCUGCUGACAUAACCCUACCUACAUCAGUGGGGCAUCAUCCACUUCCCACAAACUCUGCGGCCACAGCUUUGCAAAAGGCUGCAAGGUCUACAUCUAAUCAGACAUGUCCGGAGCCUGAGAAGAAGAGGAGGAAAUCGAAGAAGAAUGUGCAGGAGCCUCCAAGUGAUGUUCCAACUGUUGAUACCGAGCAGCAGGUGGAGGCGGUGUGCAGGUCAAGAGGUCACAGGCGGACAAAGAAAACCAGUGUGUCUGCUUGUGGAGCAUUCAGAGCUGUUGGUGGUCUUGGCGGAGAUCAGCACAGCACCAGCAGUGGUCUAGGAACUCUGGAGUCCGCUUCAAAAAUAAUUGAUCAUGCUGACGAGCAGACAGAACAUUCCCAAGAACGCACCACUUGUCGCAGGUCCAUCCUCACAGAUCUCCUAGCAGACACCUCCAUCCUUGAUGACUUGUUGAAACCCAAAUCUAGAGGCACACAACACAGAGGUUCCCCCCCAAAACCAUCACCUUCCUCAUCGUCCACAGGCCUGGCUGCUUCACCUCCACCCAGACAUACCAUGAACUCGACUCCACGUGACUCUCUUUCGUCUCAGCAGUCACGAGGCAACCGCAAAGACUUCUGGGACAUUCUGAAUGAGGGCAACGAAGAAAGCAUCAACAGGCUGACAGACCUGGAGGAGGUGCAGAGGGUUUGCGUCAAUACGACUAUUGCAGCCAGAGCUCAUUCUGCGGAGAAGGAGAGUAAAAGUCUCUGGAAGACCAACGACAAGUUUUUAUGGAAGAGAUGAUUUUUUAAAUUGGUUUUAGCUUUUUAGUACUAAAUUACACGUUAUUUUAUUUUUUAAUCAAUCUCGGGCUGAUUAAAGGUUGGGUCGCAGCCUAAGCAGGGAAGCGGAUCACCAGGCAUUCCCAGGCCAGUUGAGAGACACAGUCUCUCCAACGUGUCCUGGGUCUUCCCCAUCCUUUCCAGAUGCCCAAGCUCCCUCAUCUGGCUCCUCUCAAUAAGGAGGAGCAGCAGUUCUACUCUGAGUUUCUUCUGGAAGACAGUGGUAGAGCCACCCCGCGCAGAAAACUCUUUUCAGCCACCCUCCAAUUUUUUCCCAUCAAUUUUAAACCAUUUCUUUAUGUAUGUUUACAUAACAUCUUUUGAAUGAUUUUGACUGGAUUAAAUUGUAAUUGUGGUUCCCCCCCAUGUUGUCACUGUUGUAUGGUAUGAUGUCACAAACCCCUUUCACUUGCACCGUUGAAGCCAGAAUCGGUCCGCCUAUGAAUUUGUCUAUGCACAGUAUAUUGUCACUGUCAUACACUCACUCACAUCUCAACAAAUGUAAAAAAUGCGAAACUAAAAAUGGGAAAAAGGCAUUUAAUUGUGACAUUUUUGCUUUGAUCCAAAACAAGAAGUAAAAUCUUUGUUGUGUUCUUUUUUUUCCCAAGACAGAAGUAAAAAUGGAGAUACAUGUUUAUCAUUGCACAGUUUGCCAUUUAGGAAUAACUCAUAUACCGUAUGAGCUCCCUUUUUGGCCUCUGUUACUGUUAACUUGUACACAUGAUUUUCUUCAGACUUUAUUCAUAUGCCUUAAAAUUAAGGGUUUUAGCGCCAGAUGGAACUCCACAAUCAGUUUACACAGGUCCUGUUUUGCCUCUUUGUUGUUGUACCUUUUUGGGCUAUGGCUUUCUUCAGGCUUCUGGUUGGUUUAAACUGACUUCCAAUUAGUGGUUAUUGUGCCUCCUUUUGUUUUGAUAUACUUUUGUCAGCCUUUGAGUGUGUUUUCAUGUAUACUUGAUUAUUAUGUAAUGCCACAAAAAUGAAUAUUGGUGUAGUCAAGAUGCUGGUAGACUCCUAUCCAAAAACAGUUGUACAUUGUUUACAUACUUUUUUUUUUUCCAAAUCAAAGUUUGCAUGAAGCAGUGUUGUGUUCACUUGUCUAUCCAACCUGUUCCCUCAGAGUCUACAGGAUUUUUUACAGCGGGAUUUAACCUCCACAUUUAACCUCAGCUGCAGGUCAGCAUCACUGUUUCAACUUUCCGCACCUGAUUGUGAUGUCAAGUGGAUGAUUUGGCAAGAAAAGCCCACCAGCUGUGAGUAUUAUCCAUUACAGUAACUAGAUCCUGUGACCACCCCCACCACCUCCAGUAUGUUGGUGGCCCAGCAAAUCUUUGAAUGGUCCCACUGCAUUGAAACCAUAGUGUGCAAUCACUGUUUGUGUCUCCAAUGUUGUGUUUGUCCAGGUCAGGCCACGUCCAAAUGAGAAGAGCAUCCCCAAUGGUAAUGAAAUACAAAACCUUUUAAAAACACACACACUUCUCUCAGUUAUGUUUAACGACUAUCAGCUGCCACAGCGAGGUGAGCAGAUUUCCAGUUUGUUUUGCAGAAAUGAGAAAGCUCGAGAUAGCUAUCAAUAAACAAGAGCGGAGGUGCGUGCCUCAACAGGACACAUGGAAUAUCUUUCGUGUGCAUGGGUGGUAAGAUCUUUGCAACACACGCGUGCACACAUCCGUCACACCUGUUUACAUCGCAGCCAGAGGAGAAGAAAAGGCCCUUUCACGCUCUCCAACACCUCAACCUUUUCCCGCUUUUCUCUUCCACCCACAACUCUUGAUUUUUUAGAUCCCUAUCGCUCUUUUUGCAGCCAGAGCUUGAUAGAAGAGAGAUAGCUUGACUAAGUGACAGACACUAGCAUAUGGAGUAUGCAAGCCCACACUGGCUUGUCUCCUGCUACAGGCAACUGCAGUACAGUAGAACCUCUAAGGGCCUAUACUGAUUAAACUCUGAUUUGAAACACUUUUCCCCAAAGAAAAUAAUGGAAAUUGAAAUAUUUGUUUCCAUUUUCCGAGGUCAGACUGUCACCACCGUAAAAUCCUUCUUAACUGUACAAGCAAUGUUUUAAGUAACGGUCAUGCAUGUGUGUAAAGCAGUGGCUCUUUGGUAGCUGUGCCUUAACCCACUUAAUCCACAUCUUAAAUUACACAAACCAUCAAUAAUAAAACACAAUUGUCUGAACCUAAACGAGCAAUUAACAUUGAGGGUAUUUAUUGUUCCUACAAGAGUUGUCAGGCACUGUACACUAUAACAUCACCUGAAGCAGUUCAGGAUAAUAACAUGGGAAGAACAUCCAUCCAUUCGUUUUCUAUACCACUUACCCUCUUCAGGCGAGAGGCGGGGUACACCCUGGACUGGUCACCAGCCAAUCACAGGGCACAUAUAGACAAACAACCUUUCACACUCACAUUCAUACCUAUGGACAAUUUGGAGUCGCCAAUUAACCUAGCAUGUUUUUGGAAUGUGGGAGGAAACCGGAGUACCCGGAGAAAACCCACGCAUGCACGGGGAGAACAUGCAAACUCCACACUGAAUUGCCCAAGCGGAGAUUCGAACCCAGAUCUUCUCGAUCUCCUGACUGUGUGGCCAACAUGCUGGCUAACAUGCUAACCACUCGGUCAUCUAGCAAAAAUGUAAAACAAUGAAAUAAAUAACAAAAAUUACUCACCAGAGAUGUCAAUAUCUCCUCAUCUGUCAGCCAAUCAGAAGAUGGAUAAAUGCUGAUGUCACUGUGGUGAGUCAAGUCUGAAAUCUGAUUGAUUGAAGAAACAGCCUCAUUCCAAAUAGUGUUUAAGGGCCAUGGGCUAGCACUCCGGAUUUUGAAGGCCCUGGGCAGAUUACAUUGACUAGGCAACACAUAGGAGCUGAAAUCAUACCAGAAGCAGAGACAUCGAAAAUGAAAAUAAAAGACUGUUGAUACAAUUUUGAUGAAUGUAGUCAGUGCUUCUGCUGUUUAGGUGGAGGUGCAGUAGCCAUCUUGAAUGAUGUGGGAAACUGCUUCCAUUGUAACCGUGUUUCAUUGCAUUCCUUGCAGGAGGAUCCCCACAGCUGCAAAGCUUCAUUUCAAGGAACCGUGUUUUUCUGCGCCUAGUUCCUUCACCAUUAGUGUGACAAGGGAAAGCUUCUACGAGGUUCCUGUCCUCUGUCCCUUGCUGAGAGUGCAGGCCGUCCCUGACGAUGUACGGUUGGAAUUAUCUUCUUAGGUUUCAAAGACCUCCAUCCUUGAACAGAAUUAGUGUCAUUUCCCCUUCUCACGCGCAAACAAUCAUUAGCCUGUCUAUCUCCGAAUGCAGCACUAUGAGUGAUAGCCCCCUAAUUACUAUGUCACGUAAAUACUAAUCAGCAAGUUGGAAUAGUCAAAUAAUCACAAACCUUAUUUGCACAAAUGGCAACCUGCACUUUCAGAGAGGCCAUGCUUAGAUUGGGCGUGUGUUGUCCUUUGCUUACCUUUUCACAGUAGACGUACACGCAGAAAAAUAUAUAUAAUAUUUACUAAAAUACACUCUCCUGCGCUCUGUGUGUAUGAUAGCGGCCACACCUCUACCUACAGAGACAAAGAGACUGUAUUACUGACCGAAAGGGCUCACUCUGUUCAUGCCGUUGUUCUCAGGAACAAGUGUGCCAAGAUACUGAAACUAAUGCAGAGUGAACUCUCUUUUUGCCUGUUUUGAGGCAGGCUUGUCUCAAUUUUGCCAGAAAACAUCUCCAUGAUGGGCUGCACGAGUGGUUAGCACGCAGGCCUCACGGCUAGGAGACCCGAGUUCAUUCCCACCCUCGGCCAUCUCUGUGUGGAGUUUGCAUGUUCUCCCCGUGCAUGCGUGGGUUUUCUCCGGGUACUCCGGUUUCCUCCCACAUUCCAAAAACUUGCUAGGACUCCAAAUUGUCCAUAGGUAUGAAUGUGAGUGUGAAUGGUUGUUUGACGACCAGUCCAGGGUGUACCCCACUCUCGCCCGAAGACAGCUGGGAUAGGCUCCAGCACCCCCGCGACCCUUGUGAGGAUAAGCGGUGGAAAAUGAAUUAAUGAAUUAACACCUCCAUGAUCCGCAAGAUGUUUGCAGAAAUACUUUGUGGUCUGAUGAGACAGAAGUUCAUCUUUUUGGAAGGUGUGUAUCUCUUUAAAUCUUCUGUAAAAGUAAAGCCACUUUUCAGAAAAAGAAGAUCAUACCCACAGUAAAAUACAGUGGUGGUAGUGUGACGGUCUGUGGUUGCUCUGCUGCUUCAGGCCCUGGACUUAAUGACUUUAUGUGCAUGCUUGUCUGUUUUCCCGUCUCAAAACAGGCACAGUUCACUCCGCAUUGGUUUCAGCACUUUGGUGCGCUUGUUCCUUUGAACAACGGCAUGCAUGUGUAGAGACUGUAUGACUGACCAAAAGGGCUCACUCCGUUCAUGCCAUUGUUCCAUGACACACCGACCGUCUCUACUAUAUGAGGAAAUACAAUAUUUUAUAUAGUAUAAUAUUCAAUGCAAUAUACAGUCUUGGGGUAAAAUGCAUCAAAAUUGAAAAGCUUGUUUUGAUGCUUGUAGUGAUUGUAAUUUAAAUGAAUAAAAUAUUGUAUGUAUUGGGUGUCUUUAGAGGACUGUAGAGGACUUGAGUGUCUUUAGAGUGUCAUGACUCACAUUCACAUUCAUAUGUAGCUAUCUUUUCAUUACAGAGUGUGGUUAAAGGAGGAUUGUGUCAAUAACGGUGAGGUGAAUGAGUUCCUGGCUUUAAAAAAAGGUUGCUCAGUGGUCCUGACCUUGUCUCCUGGGUGGGCUUCUGCUGCUAUUGCUGCCGAGAUGGUGUCUGUGUGCUUGUGUUGGAUCAUCUCUGGACCAUUGUGUUUACUGAGACAACAAGCAAGGUGGGGUGAGGCGUGGGGUGAGGCGUCCUCCCCCCACUUCGACAAGCUAACACACGCACGCUCCGUCACUCGUGUCCUCAGACCUGACCACCCACAGUGCCUGUGGUCGUCCCCCUUGACACCAAAACAACCAAUUCCCACUUCUCGCCCCUUUUGUUUGUUGCAUUUGUGCUAAAUUGUCCCCCUGUUCAAGGUUCAGUGAGUGGAGAAAAGCCCUCCCUUAUCGUCAAACACGCCAACUGCUCUUACUAUGAUCAAAGUCAUAUUCAGAGUGAUGAGAGCAGGCUUUGAAACGUAGAAAAUUUAAAGUCUCUGCAGCACCAAACCUGCACCUGAGGCGAGGAAAGUCCCCGUGUUCUUGUAUCAGUGCAGUUAACAACUUUUGAUUACAGCCCCACAUCACAUAAAACACAAGUGUAAUAAAUGGAGCACACCUGGAAAUUCCCUCAAGUGGGGAAAGUGUCACAUUUAGGGGUGUCAUAUAGGACAUAUACUGAAAAAGGACAGGAUGCAAGGGCCACUUCCAUCUUUCGUCAACCAACAUGUAGAUCUAUAUGUUAUACAGUGGUGUGAAAAAGUGUUUGCCCCCUUCUGGAUUUCUGUUUUUUCUCACACUUAAACGUUUAAAAUCAUUCAUUUGUGACAACGCAAAUUUUAAUUAUAAGUUUUAUUAUCAAAGGGGAUAAAACAUCCAA